GAAAGGACCGAGAAAAUGCGUUUUGCACAGGCGAUAAUAAGCAAGGUGCUCCGAAUGUAUCGCCUCCAUCUGGUUUCCUGCAAAGUGAACGGACAGGUUAUUAAUUUAUUAUGGAUAACGGCAAUAAAAAAGGCGUGGCAAAAUUCAGUAGGCGGGACUAGAACACGUUGUUUUCCAACGGUACUUGCCAGUAUCAAGAUGAUGAAUAAUUUCCUCAUAAGGUGUGCAAGAAACAUUCCUAUAUGUUGGAGAGCAUGGAACAUAAAUUUACACAGUGGUCAGAGUGUUUUAAAUCACCAAGUAAAGAGUUUACUUUUCCCUCCGAAGAUAUUUCAGCAAACAGUAUGCAGAGGUCUCAAUAUUGACCAUAAACAACAAGAAAAUAAGAGGAUUAAUAGUAAAACAUUCAUCAACUUUGAAAAGAAAUUGAAAGAUACACAUUACUUUGAAAUGACCAAUUUUGAAUGGGAAAAUCUUACAAAAAACAUAAUAAAAGAAAAUCCUCAGGUUGAGAAUUACCUUGACUUUGUUUUGAUGAAGACCUUGAAGGACAAACCUGAUUUAAGCCUUUCAUUUUUUACAUAUAUAAAGUCUAAAAAAGAACCUGAUUUGUCCACUCUGACUCAAUUCUUUCAAAACUGUGCCCAAAAAUAUGAUGCUAAAACUUGGAUUGUAGCUGACAGGUCACCAAAGUUUUGUACUUGCCAUCCACUUCUCAAACUGUCUUUAAAGGAACAGGAUUUCUUAACAUUUUAUGAAGUAUGGACAAAAGUAAUACAGGAGGAUCACAAAUAUAAUUAUCGAGAUAUCACAAACUCCUUUUUUGUAUUUUGGGAAGAAGGUGUGAUUCCUACAGAUCUGUUUUUUGAGCUGUUGAAACUAGGAGGAUUACCUUUGGAUGAAUAUAAAGUACACAAAUUAAAGAUUUACUGCGAAAGUGAGUGGCCUUAUUGUAAAAGUGCACUGCUGACAAAAGUUGAUCCACAAAGCCAGAUAUGCAGAAGUUGUGAAGAGGUAAUUCCUGGGCUUGAGUCUGUAGAUGAGUCAGUCAUGAAGAAAAUGUUUGUGGAAACUAUGAGAAAGGCAUUGAUUGGUGACAACAUUUUUAAGAAGGCAACCCUAAAAGAGCUGAAAAUGUUCUCGGAAUUUAUGAAAAAGGAAGGACCUUUUGACUACAUAGUAGAUGGAUUAAAUUUAACACAUUUUGACAAUAGAAAUAAAUUUCCAAAACAAAAACUGAAAAUGUUACACAAAGAAGGGAAACGUGUUUUGGUGAUAACAAAAGGCUUUCCACGAGAAAUGAGAUCAUACACAGGACCUAUUUUCAGAGUUAGUGAUGGUCACAAGUCAAGUGAUGACAUUUACAUAAUGCUUGCAGCUUUCAUGUCGGGACCAGAAUGUUAUGUAGUGACAAAUGAUGACUUUGGGGAUCAUAUUUCGAUUAUGGAUCCAGACCUGAGGCCAUUCUUUGAAGCAUGGAGAAAUAAACAAAGGGUCUUUUUCAUUCCUCCUACAAAAUUUGUAUACCCAGAUACAUGCAUAUUUAGAGUAAGUGAGACAGAAAAAGGCUGGCAUGUACCAUUCAAAUUAAUGGAUAGGAAUACAGGGAGUCUAAAUUCAAAUACAUAUUUGGAUAUGAAGUCAAGAUGGUUCUUAUGUGUAGAGAAAACAUGCAACUAUAUGCCUUCAUCAGAGCUGGUGUUUUUUAGACAAGUGACAGAAGAUUGGAAGAAAAAGAAAGUGAAGUGAAAAAAAUACUAAGGUGGAGGAGACCACUUGGCCGUUGUUGAUGAAACCUUGCAGGGAAUUAGGACAAUCAUUGGCCUCUUACAGUCCUUUGAGGGAAAUUUUCUUAAAAAGUAAUAUUUUCUAAAACCACAAACUAGAAAAUACACAAGGUGUGUAGCAAUAAUGACUGCAUCAUUACCAAAUUUGUUCUAAUGUGGAAGCAACAUUGAUCCAUUAGCCACUUGUUUAGGUAAAAAAAAUGUAUCUCCCGGCCAAUAUCAUAAAAAUUAUCAUCAUCUAAAUGACUGGUCAGUUAGAUUGUAAUGAAACAUAGCAUGAAUGCAUAAUAUAUUAGUGAGGAAAUACAAGUAUUACUCCUCAACUGUCAUCAAAAUCAACUUUUGUGUUAUGGAUAUCAUUAUUUUUAUACAAUACUGAAACUUGUGUUUAUACUAAAUGGUUUUAUACCUACAUUUUUCAAAGUUUAGUAAGUAAGUAAGUAAGUAAAGUCUUUAUUUACUGAGGCUACACAUUUGGUUGCCCAAUCUUCCAUGUGGGCCACAAACAUAAAAUAUAUAUAAUUUACAUCAUGGUUAUAAAUUUUCAUUAGUUUAACAUUUAGGCUGUAAGCCAAUUUACCAUAUAUUUUCAUUGUAUGCACAGGAAUAUUGGCUAUUAGAAUAAAACAAUGUAAUGAUGUUAAAGGUAUACUUAUUGAUGAUGAAGAAUAUAAAAUUACACAAUUUGUAGAUGUUACAUCACCAUUGUUAGAUGGUUCUAAAAAUCAUUAGAUAAUUGAUUAUAAUUCUCUAAAAUUAUUGAAUAUAUUUUCAGAGAUUUCUUGACUAAAAGUAAAUUUUGAUAAAAACAAAGUCAUUUGGUUAUGUUCCCUUAAAUACAGUUCUAGAUCAAUUAAGACAAGAUGAAAACUUACAUGGGCUGAUACACAGUUGUAGAUUUAGACAAAAUUAUUGUUUUAAACUUUAAAGCAAAAUUUCAAAAGGUAAAAAAAUGAUCAUUGGGGAAAAAAUGUUAACACCAAUAGAUAUAGUCACUGAUAUUAAGUCUGUAUUAUUUCCUUUAUUUACACAUUGUUUGCCAACUCCUUGUGCAGCAUUUUUAAAGAUAAUCAUUUAUUUUAUGACUUCAUGUGGGGAGGCAAGGCAAAAGUAAAGCAAUCAGUUAUGACAAAGGCAUACAAGGAAUAUGUAUGAUAUUUAUUGUUAUAUACACUGUUUAAAGAUAAAAUGUGAAUAAAAGUGACAGAAAAUG
This is a messenger RNA of Ruditapes philippinarum (Manila clam), 3000 nucleotides long. RefSeq lists its product as uncharacterized. The coding region runs from base 16 to 1749 and encodes 577 amino acids. Gene Ontology annotation, cellular component: mitochondrial ribonuclease P complex. Gene Ontology annotation, molecular function: ribonuclease P activity. The record is from RefSeq and is a predicted model, not a curated record. Gene Ontology annotation, biological process: tRNA 5'-leader removal; mitochondrial tRNA 5'-end processing. The transcript is spliced from 7 exons. NCBI's taxonomy places the organism in Eukaryota, Metazoa, Mollusca, Bivalvia, Venerida, Veneridae.